Messenger RNA from Clarias gariepinus (North African catfish), 1102 nucleotides. RefSeq names its product notochord homeobox (gene noto). Gene Ontology annotation, biological process: neuron differentiation; central nervous system development; regulation of DNA-templated transcription. Gene Ontology annotation, molecular function: DNA binding; DNA-binding transcription factor activity, RNA polymerase II-specific. The transcript is spliced from 3 exons. Bases 249 to 989 code for a protein of 246 amino acids. The record is from RefSeq and is a predicted model, not a curated record. Lineage: Eukaryota; Metazoa; Chordata; Actinopteri; Siluriformes; Clariidae.
UGACAAUCUCAGCUUGUUACAACUCCAUCAGUUAAUUGGAUCCCUUGUAGCGCCGCUCGUUUGACUCAUCUGCUGCUUUGAAAGACAAAAGCGCGAAAGGGGGUCGUUGACACCUCGCACUACUGGGCGUGUAUAAAUGAGCCGUGGCCUCUCCUGCUUAUCAUUCCACUUCUCUCCACGAAAGCCUGAGUAACACAGAGCCACGGAUAACUUGCUGCUUCUUUUGACUCUAACUUUGAAAGGAAACCAUGCAGAUCCCUGCUCGGCCUCACGGACCCUACGGAUUUUCAGUGCGUCCACAUCUUGCUCUCCAUCCGGACUAUGACAGCAAUGCUUCAAAACCCAGCGCGGGGAAAUCGUUUACCAUCGACGCUCUUCUCGCUAAACCUGACAACACUGAAAUCUCCAAGACGAGUCUAUUUCAGGGCUCACUGAACCCUGCGCCAACCCCACAAGGUCUCUUUCUACACGCCGGACAGAUGUGUCCUCCACUUCCUCAUUACCUGUACAGCCCGGCUAUGAUGCACACGCAAUCCAGCUAUCCAGUCUACUGCUGUCCACCCUACGGAUACCAGACAACAUGCCCGGGAACGGUUUACUCACAAGGUGCCACACUAUCAAAAGGCGGAGUUCACUCGCACUACAAGCACAAAGGCGGGAAAUCAAAACGGAUGCGCACGAGUUUCACCAACGAGCAGCUGUCCCGCUUGGAGAAGGAGUUUGCGCGCCAGCAGUACAUGGUGGGAUCAGAGCGCUUCCUGCUCGCAUCCGCACUCCAGCUCACCGAGGCGCAGGUUAAAGUUUGGUUCCAGAACAGGCGCAUCAAGUGGAGAAAGCAGAGUCUUGAGCAACAGCAGGCCAAACUCGCCAAACUGGGACUCGCUGUUCCACCGAAAAGCCCCGGAUCUCAAGGCCGCGAGGAUGAGGGAGACGAGCACGAUUUCACAGAGGACUCUGAUGUUGACAUCGAUGACUCUCUGCACGGCUGAAAAGUGCUACAUUGACUUUACCAGCCAACACUGCUUUUUGUACAUAUUUUAAAUGCUACAUAUUUUGUAGUACCGCCUUUUGUAUAAAAAAGAAAAAUACAGUAUAUUUAAGU